Messenger RNA from Acanthosepion pharaonis, 639 nucleotides. The record is from the annotation of a GenBank genome assembly. NCBI's taxonomy places the organism in Eukaryota, Metazoa, Mollusca, Cephalopoda, Sepiida, Sepiidae.
AUGUCUACCUCUCACUCAUUCUCUUUAUCCCUCACUCAUUCACUCACUGUCUCUGCCUCAUGCAUUGUCUACCUCUCACUCAUUCUCUUUAUCCCUCACUCAAUCACUCACUGUCUCUGCCUCAUGUAUUGUCUACCUCUCACACAUUCUCUUUAUCCCUCACUCAAUCACUCACUGUCUCUGCCUCAUGAAUUGUUUACUUCUCACUCAUUCUCUUUAUCCCUCACUCAAUCACUCACUGUCUCUGCCUCAUGUAUUGUUUACCUCUCACACAUUUCCUUUAUCCCUCACUCAAUCACUCACAGUCUCUGCCUCAUGUAUUGUCUACCUCUCACUCAUUCACUUUAUCCCUCACUCAAUCACUCACUGUCUCUGCCUCAUGUAUUGUUUACUUCUCACUCAUUCUCUUUAUCCCUCACUCAAUCACUCACUGUCUCUGCCUCAUGUAUUGUUUACUUCUCACUCAUUCUCUUUAUCCCUCACUCAAUCACUCACUGUCUCUGCCUCAUGUAUUGUUUACCUCUCACACAUUCCCUUUAUCCCUCACUCAAUCACUCACAGUCUCUGCCUCAUGUAUUGUCUACCUCUCACACAUUCUCUUUAUCCCUCACUCAAUCACUCACUGUUUCUGCCUCAUGA